UACCUAGAUCUGUUGUGACUGCAAGAUCACCAGUUCCCAAUAUAUCACGGACGAUUCCUUCGCAGCCAAAGGCAUCUUGGGCUCAAAUUGUGAAACCUGAGUCGAAACCGGAGCCAAAACCUGAACCCGUCUCACCUCCUAUACAUAAAAGCUCACCUGAGAACAUAAAAGUUGUAUCUCCAAAAAUAACGAAAUCACCAAUUCCUGUACAGUCAUCACCACCACCUAAAAUACCCGAACCUAUCAGCUUACCUUCUCCACCAGAAGAAAUGGCAGCAGCACCUGUAGUUGCAGCUGUAAAAUCAGAAGAGAUCAAGGGGUCAUCCAAAGAAAUUACAUCUACAGAACAACCAGCAGUUACUCCUACUACAUCUUCACCAGUUGUAAAUGUAUCACCACACUCAAAGGAAAUUUCACCACCCGGUAUCAUUAAUAAAACUAAGCAAGCCCCCCUUCGUAGGUUGAAGCAAGAUGCAGCUGUUGUAAUGCCAAGUGCUGGAGCUGGUUUAGAAAGGGUUGGUGUGCAAUUUGGAAGUUUGAACAUAUCAAAUUCCAGUGAAGAGAACGCGGAGACGGAGGCACCUACUCAAAGAACUGAAGAACGAUCACCUGUAGCAGUGGAAACACCAACUCCUCAACCACUUCAAACUACAACGCCUAUUCAACAGCAACUACUUCAACAACAGUUGCAACAACAGUCACAGGUUCAGCCAUCAUCUGUUUCUUCAUUAUCUCAAACGAGUUCCAUAAAUCGAUCAAUUCCAACCACAUCAGUACAAAAUACUUUGCCGUCGUCCGCCGGCAACGUUCCGUCUGCUACACCUGUGAAUGCUGCUGCGCCGACACCUACACCCCAAAAUUUCAAUCCAUCGUACUUUAAGCAGGAGCAAACAUCCGCUUAUCUAAAUCAACAGCAUCAUUUAGGGUUGGCUACGGAACCAUUAAAUGCUCCUUACGGUUCUUAUCUGCCGAGUCAGCAACUGUCAGGAUUUAGUAUGGGUCCAAUUCAAUCGUUACCAGAAUAUGGUGCACUGUAUCCUGAUGCCCAGCGCAUGAUG
Racocetra persica is the source of this 1058-nucleotide messenger RNA. NCBI's taxonomy places the organism in Eukaryota, Fungi, Glomeromycota, Glomeromycetes, Diversisporales, Gigasporaceae. The record is from the annotation of a GenBank genome assembly.